Molecule: messenger RNA, 1179 nt
Organism: Alternaria burnsii
Lineage: Eukaryota; Fungi; Ascomycota; Dothideomycetes; Pleosporales; Pleosporaceae
Exons: 2
Coding region: 1-1179 (392 amino acids)
Source: RefSeq, a predicted model, not a curated record
AUGGCCGAACAGGAUGAAGUUGCGAGCAAGGUCCUGCGAAGGGCACAAGUCUCAAAGAUGACUCGGACGCUGCAGAACCGCCUCGCUCUGGCCAACGUCAAGAUGAAGAACGGCUGGGAGAGUCUCAGCCUGGAUGCCAUUGAACCUGUCCUCGACGGUGUCGAGCGCAAGCGCAAGCGCCCCGGCUCCAGCAACGAAGCCAUGUCGGAUGUAUCCAGCGUCUCCGAGCGCUUCUACCAGCCCAGUAUCCUCGACUCAUCCCCCCUCCAAGCGCCCAUAUUCUCAGACGAUGUCCGCCGUUCAGUCAGUCGGUCCGUCAGCACCGGCAGCUACAUCCACAACAAGCGACCUCGUCACGACCGAACAAAGUACCCAGCAUCGAGCAACCACGCCCGUGUCAAAGUAAGGACUGCCACCAGUGCCGCCACCUCGUGGAAGAACAACUUCCACUUGCCCGAGUCCUCGCCUGUAUGCCAUCGCAGACAUGCCCGUUUUGGCCGUCAGCAUGUUCCGAGCCUGUCCUUUGUCUCUGAAACCUCGACCGUUCCCGAUCCGCAUUCACCCCUACUGUCCGAAGACGACGACGAAGACCUACCCAUUACAUCUUUCUCCCUGAACAGAUCGCAUUUCCAACCAUCCUUCCAGUCAUCACCGCCCAAAACCCCACGCACACCGCCCCCAGACGUUGCACGUUCAGCACGUCUUCGACAACGGGGGUUCAAUGCUGCCGGCGCAGCUCGGGAAGGCAAACAUGGGGACAACGACGCAAACCUCUUGAUGUAUCUCGCAACAUCACCCACACCGGUUCGACCUGGUCACCAGAAGCCACAAAUGCUUGCUCCAUCAACUCCACCGCCCAAAGCCACACCCCUUCCCUCGUCGAUGAUGUCCACGCCCGGUGGUGGUGGCUCUCAUUAUACAGGCUUCGGUCUUGCGACACCAUCAACGAACCUCAACUUUGCAGAGUUCCUCAACAUGUCCCCGAGCCCUGCGCAGGUCAAUGCAUCGUCGUGGAACCGCACACCUAUCGCCACCAGAACACCUGCUGCUGUCCGCGAAGCACGGCGUCAUCUCAACUUCGACAAUAUUGCUCCAUCUGAUGAUGCUUCACACAUGACUGGCCACAUGGGAAAAGUGGAUAGCUUCGGCAUGGACCUCGGCGGUGAACUGAUCUCGUAA